Messenger RNA from Penicillium oxalicum, 804 nucleotides. RefSeq names its product exosome non-catalytic core subunit SKI6. Gene Ontology annotation, biological process: U4 snRNA 3'-end processing; rRNA catabolic process; nuclear mRNA surveillance. Lineage: Eukaryota; Fungi; Ascomycota; Eurotiomycetes; Eurotiales; Aspergillaceae. Bases 1 to 804 code for a protein of 267 amino acids. The transcript has 2 exons. The record is from RefSeq and is a predicted model, not a curated record. Gene Ontology annotation, cellular component: nucleolus; nuclear exosome (RNase complex); cytoplasmic exosome (RNase complex).
AUGCCACUCGAUACCUCCACGACAUAUCCCUUGACCAAGCUGCGGCUUGAUGGUCGCCGCUGGAACGAGUUGCGACUCAUUCAAGCGCAAAUUUCGACCAACCCCGCCAGCUCCGGCUCCUCGUUUCUCUCAAUGGGCAACACCGCCAUCAUGUGCUCGGUUCAUGGCCCUGCCGAGGGCCGACGUGGAGACGCGAGUGGUACCGCAGGUGGCGCGGGAGCCAUUGUCGAUGUGGAUGUCAAUGUCGCAGGGUUUGCUGGUGUAGAUCGCAAGCGCCGAGCGGGCGGAAGUGACAAGCAAUCCUCGCGCAUUGCGACGACACUACGCUCCGCCUUCCAAUCACACUUGCACACCUACCUCUACCCUCACAGUACGAUCAGUAUCCAUGUCUCUGUGUUAUCUGCCGACGGUUCACUCCUUGCGGCCGCAAUCAACGCCUGUACACUGGCUCUUGUCGAUGCGGGUAUUCCCAUGCCCGGUCUGCUGACCAGUUGCACGGCUGGCAUGAGUGGCAGCGCAUCCACGCCUCAGGACCCUCGUCACGAUGAGUUGGAUCCAUUGCUUGAUCUCUCUCUGCCCGAGGAGCAGGAGCUGCCUGUCCUUACUGUGGGCACUACCAACUCGGUCCCCGUAGGAGAGAACAACAUGGAUACUGACGAGGAGGAAAUGAAGGUGGCUGUUUUGACUAUGGACUCAAAGCUACACUCGAGUUAUACCGAGACUAUGCUAGCAGUUGGUAUUGACGGGUGCAGCCAGAUUCGUGAGCUAUUAGAGGGUGUGAUCAAAGGGUCCAGCCGAGCUUGA